UCGCUAUUUUCUUCUUCUUCUUCGUUUCUUCAAACCUUGAACUGAUAGUGGAGCUUCUUCAGUAUAAGAAUCAUCAAUCAAAUUGCUUCAAAAAUCUGUUCUGUAUUCUCUGAUUCAAUCAACUUCUUCAGCCAUAGAAGCGGCUUUUCUUUGAAUUUUGCAAGUUUGUGAGAUUUUGGAGUUUGAUUUGUUGAAUUCAUCUUAUAUCUCAUCUGGGUUUCAUCUGAAAACGGUUUUUGGGGAUUGGAAUUUUGUCGAACGUUUUAGGAGCAUUAUGAGUCUUCUUUACAGUACGAAUUUCAAAUUCUCUAACGGCGAAAUGAAGAAAUACCCUGAUUUUAUGGAUUGCGAUUCGACGAACAACCAUCAUUCUCAACAACAACACAAUAAUUCUGCUGGUCUUAUGCGUUAUUCCUCUGCUCCGACGUCUCUGUUUGCGAGUAUUGUCGAUGGAACAGAUGGUUUUCAUUCGAGCAACAAUGGCGGUGGAAACCGUGAGGAUUAUCGCUUCAUUAGAUCUUCGAGUCCUGAGGUAGAGGUUAUUUUGUCGAGGUUUAUGGCGUCGUGUAAUGGAAACUUUGAUUCGGGAUCUGGAGAGAGGACGGUGAAGCAAGAAUCGGGGGAAUCAGUUCAACAACAAAAUGAGUUCUGUAAUCAAUCCUCUUCAAUGGUUAAUACGAGUUCGGUUAAUUCUGCUGGUGGAGCUCAGAUUGGGAACUCUUAUGGUGUUAUGAAUUCGUCUGAUUUUGAUAAUUCGAUGCAAUUGCAAUUGGGUGCGAGGAAUUGUUCUAAUCUUUUCAGGCAAAGUAGCUCCCCUGCCGGGGUUUUCUCCCAUUUUACUGCUGAAAAUGGCAAUACAACAAGCGAGGUCAAAAAGUUUGGGACUUGCAAUAGAAAAGAUGUAGAUGCUGCUUAUCCAUCUACCCGGAUUGGUAAUCAGAUGAACAUAUCUGGCCAUUCUUUUGGCUCAAGCCAUAUGCCUCCAAUUGCAGAAGAGGAGAAUAAAAGCAUAGGCAUUGUAAGUAGCUCUCGUCAUCGUCCACAGAAAGUGAACAGCGGCGAUCAACUUCACACUGACGAUUUCCUCAAUAGUUCUUGGGAUAACUCUGCAAUGAGGGACAUAAAACGAGGGAGAGAUAACAAUGGGCGUGUGCUUUCGACAUCAAUCGUGCUUGAAACUCAGAAUUCUGAUUCUGGAAAUAACAUUCGUGGAUUGGCUCAUCAUUUGAGUUUACCUAUAAGUUUCAAUAAGGAUCCGGUGGAGAAGUUUUUGAGAUUUCAAGAUCCUGUUCCUCAUCAAAUUCGAGCGAAAAGAGGAUGCGCCACACACCCACGAAGCAUUGCAGAGCGGAUGAGAAGAACACGAAUUAGUGAGAGAAUGAAGAAACUGCAAGAGCUGUUUCCUGACUUGGACAAGACGACAAGCACAGCUGACAUGCUAGAGUUGGCCAUUGAAUACAUUAAAGGCCUGCAGAGACAGGUCAAGACCCUCACAGAUACGAAAGCGAAAUGCACGUGCUUGUGCUCAAGUCAAUAACAAGAAGCCAGAAAAAAAAAAAAAAAAGGCUACCCUAUCUUUUAGCUUGAUUUUGAUCUGUACAGA
Molecule: messenger RNA, 1603 nt
Organism: Benincasa hispida (wax gourd)
Lineage: Eukaryota; Viridiplantae; Streptophyta; Magnoliopsida; Cucurbitales; Cucurbitaceae
Product: transcription factor bHLH130-like
Biological process (GO): regulation of transcription by RNA polymerase II
Cellular component (GO): nucleus
Molecular function (GO): protein dimerization activity; RNA polymerase II cis-regulatory region sequence-specific DNA binding; DNA-binding transcription factor activity, RNA polymerase II-specific
Source: RefSeq, a predicted model, not a curated record